AUGCCCAGUGACAAGGCAGCGGCCGCUGCUCGCACGCCAGCAAAGGCCGCCCGGCCAGCUGCGGCAGCCGCCUCCUCGACCAAGCAGAAAUCCAUCAUGUCCUUCUUCCAAAAGUCGUCGCCCGUCCCGGCGCCCUCCGCACCCCGCGAAAAGGUCUCGUCCGAUCACCAGCACUCCUCCCCUCUCAAAGAGACAAAGGCCAACUCUCUGCCCAAGGCGAAGCCCUCCACAAAGCUCUCCACCCCGCUGCCCUCCAGCGAUGCGCCAGAGCCCCCGAGCUCGCAGGAGAACAUGGAGUCGACCGCCAAGCGGACCACGAGCAGGUCUAUCAAGGCCUCGGAUAGCGACAUGGCGCCCAGCAGCCCAGUUAGAAAGGGGAAAAGGGCCAUCAACUAUGCCGAGUCCUCGGAUGAGGAUGAACCCUUCGCCUACGGAGCGGCUUCGCAGGCUCGGCGGCGUGGUAGGGCCCGCAACAAUGUUGUCGAAGACGAAGAUGAAUACGGUGGAAGCGAGACGGCUGGGCAAGAGGAAGAGGAUGACAUGGACGACUUUGUUGUAUCAGAUGAAUCUGACGGAGAGACUGCUCGAUCCAAAAAGAGGAAGCGCCCGUCAAAACCCUCGUCGGCGCGCAAACGCACCAAUCUUUUGCCCUCCGCCAAAGAAGAUACGGUGCAAAUCACGACGACUCUCGACGAUAUGGAUCUAGAUGACCUUCCCGCCACCUCCACAGCGAAGCAAUGGUCCUACGAUCCAGACUCUACCGAAAAGCAGCCCGUCGUCACACCGGCGGAUCGAGUCGUGACCAAAGAUCCCAAGGUGAAGGAAAAGGCGUACAUGAAGGAGCCGGACGAGCGUUAUCCUUGGCUCGCUAAUAUUCGAGACAAGGAGAAGCGUCCGCCCACGGAUCCGGAUUAUGACCCCCGUACCAUCUUCAUUCCGCCAGGCGCCUGGGCCAAGUUUUCCCCCUUUGAGAAGCAGUACUGGGAGAUUAAGCAAGACCUCUGGGACACAAUCGUCUUCUUCAAAAAGGGCAAGUUCUACGAGCUUUACGAAAAAGACGCAACCAUUGGCCACCAGGAGUUUGACUUCAAGAUGACGGAUCGAGUCAACAUGCGCAUGGUCGGUGUUCCUGAGGGUUCCCUUGACCAUUGGGUCAACCAGUUCAUCGCCAAGCAGUACAAGGUGGCCCGUGUAGAGCAGAUGGAGACCAACCUGGGCAAGGAGAUGCGAGAACGGCAAGACAAGAGCGGCAAAAAGGCUGACAAGGUCAUCUCUCGAAAGCUGGGCUGCAUCCUGACGGCUGGAACCCUGGUUGAUGGCAGCAUGCUUCAGGACGACAUGGCCGCUUACUGCGUCGCCAUCAAGGAAUCCGUGGUGGAUGACUUGCCAGCCUUUGGCAUCGCCUUCACCGAUACUGCCACUGGCAAAUUCUUUCUCUCUGGCUUCGUGGACGAUGUUGAUCGGACCAAGUUUGAAACAUUGAUUGCUCAGAUUGGCCCUCGCGAGCUUCUACUCGAAAAGUCCGGCCUGUCCACAAAGUCUCUUCGCAUCCUCAAGAAUAACACGAGCCCUACCACCAUCUGGACUCAUCUGAAACCAGGCACAGAAUUCUGGGAUGCCGACACCUCUAGACGAGAGCUCUCCUGUGGCAAGUACUUUCUCAAAGCGGAAGGCGAAGAAGAAGAAGUCUGGCCAGAAGCCCUCCAGGAACUCAAAGACAACGAUCUCGUCAUGUCUGCCAUUGGUGGGCUUGUCUCCUAUCUCCGAUUCCUCAAGCUGGAAGCCCCUCUAUUAUCUCAGGGCAACUUUGAGGUGUACAAACCCAUCCAAAAGAACGGCACCCUUGUUUUGGAUGGCCAGACUCUGACCAAUCUGGAGCUGUUCUCAAACACUGUUAAUGGCAACACUGAUGGCACCCUGUUUGGUCUACUUAAUAAGUGCAUCACUCCCUUUGGCAAGCGUCUGUUUCGCCAGUGGGUUGCUCACCCGCUGUGUGACAUUGCCCGUAUCAACGAGCGUCUGGACGCCGUCGAGCUGCUGAAUGACGAUCCUUCUGUUCGCGAGCAGUUUGCCUCCCAGCUCGUCAAGAUGCCGGAUCUCGAGCGACUCAUUUCGCGCAUCCACGCCGGUGCCUGCAAACCUGAGGACUUUGUCCGCGUCCUUGAGGGCUUCGAGCAAAUCGAGUACACAAUGACUCUUGUUGGUGCCUUCAAGGGUGGGAAUGGCCUGCUUGAUCGGCUGAUCUCAUCCAUGCCCAACCUCGAGGAGCCGCUGGCUUACUGGAGCACGGCAUUCGAUCGACGGAGAGCCAAGGAGGAGAAGCUGAUGAUUCCAGAAAGCGGCGUAGAUGAAGACUUUGACGCCAGUGUGGCUCGAAUCGAAGAGAUCAAGAGUCAGUUGGACGAUCUGCUGGCUGAAAAGAAGACGGAGCUCAAGUGCAAAACCCUCAAGUUUACCGAUAUCGGCAAAGAAAUUUACCAAAUCGAAGCGCCCAAGAGUGUCAAGAUCCCUUCCAGCUGGCGUCAAAUGUCUGCGACCAAGGACGUCAAGCGCUGGUACUUUACCGAGCUCACCACUCUUGUCCGAGAGCUCCAAGAAGCCGAGGAGACUCACUCGCAGCUCAUCCGGGAAGUCGCGUCGCGCUUCUGCAAGAAGUUUGACGUGGACUACGAGACGUGGUUGAAAGCCAUCAAAAUCAUUGCCCAGCUGGACUGUCUGGUCAGCCUUGCCAAGGCAUCCAUGUCGCUUGGAGAGCCCAGCUGCAGGCCGCAGUUUGUCGAGGAGGAGCGCAGCGUCUUGGAGUUCGAGGAGCUGAGACAUCCCUGCAUGAUUAACACGGUUGAUGACUUUAUUCCCAACGACAUCAAGCUCGGUGGUGACCAGGCCAAGAUUAACCUUCUGACCGGUGCCAACGCAGCCGGCAAGUCGACGGUCCUGCGAAUGUCGUGCAUUGCCGUCAUCAUGGCCCAGGUUGGCUGCUUCGUUCCGGCCAGGUCAGCUCGCCUUACCCCCGUGGACCGCAUCAUGUCCCGUUUGGGAGCCAACGACAACAUCUUUGCCGCGCAAUCCACCUUCUUCGUGGAACUCUCCGAGACCAAGAAGAUUCUCGCCGAGGCCACUCCCCGCUCACUCGUCAUCCUCGACGAACUGGGUCGAGGAACGAGCUCAUACGAUGGUGUCGCUGUCGCACAAGCCGUCCUGCAUCAUGUAGCAACCCACAUCGGCUGCAUCGGCUUCUUCGCAACGCACUACCACUCCCUCGCCACCGAGUUUGAGAACCAUCCCGAGAUUCGCGCUCGCCGCAUGCAGAUCCACGUCGACGACGCACAGCGCCGCAUCACCUUCCUGUACAAGCUGGAGGAUGGCGUCGCCGAGGGCAGUUUCGGCAUGCACUGCGCCGCCAUGUGCGGCAUCUCGGACCGCGUCAUUAAGAGAGCUGAGAUUGCCGCAAAGGAAUGGGAGCACACCAGCCGGCUCAAGGACAGCCUCGACAAGGCCAAGACGGGGUGCUACAUUCCGCUGGGCAUUCUUAGCGACGUCGGUUCGCUGCUCGGGGACAAGGGGGACGUGGGGGCCCAGGGGGUGGACGUGUUGCUCAGGGCCAUUGAGAGCCUGUGA
Trichoderma reesei QM6a is the source of this 3618-nucleotide messenger RNA. Its product is annotated as DNA repair protein. Gene Ontology annotation, cellular component: MutSalpha complex; nucleus. The transcript has 4 exons. Bases 1 to 3618 code for a protein of 1205 amino acids. Gene Ontology annotation, molecular function: mismatched DNA binding; ATP binding; ATP-dependent DNA damage sensor activity. NCBI's taxonomy places the organism in Eukaryota, Fungi, Ascomycota, Sordariomycetes, Hypocreales, Hypocreaceae. Gene Ontology annotation, biological process: mismatch repair. The record is from RefSeq and is a predicted model, not a curated record.